AGCAAACUCGCAAAUGUCUUGUUUAGCCGGGAGUUGGCUAAAAGAUUAAGACAUACCUACAUCAACACGUAUUCAUUACAUCCCGGUGUCAUUGACACGGAUUUGGGUAGACAUGUUGGGGAAACCGAUGAUAAACUAAAAGGAAAGGGAUUUAAGGGAUUUAUGAGAAGAAACCUAUUGUUGACACCUUUCAUGGGAUCUCAGACUACACUGUAUUGCGCUCUGGAGGAGGAUUUGGACGACGAGACCGGAUAUUACUACGACAAUUGUCAGCGAAUUGAUUAUAUGAUACCCGAAGCCAAUGACGACAAGACCGCCAAAGCUCUCUGGAAACUGAGUGAAGACUUUGUCAAACUUGAAGAUCAUCUCAGGAUUUAA
Molecule: messenger RNA, 378 nt
Organism: Oppiella nova
Lineage: Eukaryota; Metazoa; Arthropoda; Arachnida; Sarcoptiformes; Oppiidae
Source: the annotation of a GenBank genome assembly